This is a messenger RNA of Schistocerca serialis cubense, 7477 nucleotides long. RefSeq lists its product as uncharacterized. Gene Ontology annotation, cellular component: nBAF complex; brahma complex; nucleoplasm. The record is from RefSeq and is a predicted model, not a curated record. The transcript has 40 exons. Lineage: Eukaryota; Metazoa; Arthropoda; Insecta; Orthoptera; Acrididae. Bases 1 to 7320 code for a protein of 2439 amino acids. Gene Ontology annotation, biological process: regulation of transcription by RNA polymerase II; positive regulation of DNA-templated transcription; chromatin remodeling. Gene Ontology annotation, molecular function: DNA binding; zinc ion binding; nucleosome binding.
AUGGGUCGGGCACGAUUGGGCCAGAAGGCGGAACUUUAUCUUACCUUAAUCGAUGAUUUGACAGAGUCCAGGACGCAUGGUAUUUCCGGGCGGGAGGUGAUUCGUACGUUAAUAAAUCAGGUAAAGCAGUUAACAAUGGACUUGGCAGAGACCCCGAAAGACAUUAACGCUGCCGUUAGGUUAGCUACGGAUCAGGAGAUAGAUAUAGCGACAGGGGUAUGCAAUAGGCGAGUCAUUUUGUCUGCUGACGUGCGAUCCUACAGGUGUGGGCGCUCAGGGCACGUCCAGAGGCAGUGCCGUCAGUCACAACGUGAGAACUGUCGUGUGGUUGGGCACCACGGGAAGAACUGUACAAGCAAGGGGCGGAAUGGACGGGGGCGAAAUGUUCAAGCGUUAAAAGCAAACGGGAACCCCAUUCAAUAUCAAUGCUGCAGAACGUAUGUGGAGGCGGAAAGUGGCGUUGUGGGAGUGAAACCAGACAGCCUGUGCAAACUGUAUGAGAUGGAUGAGAACCACGAGCGACGCAUGUGGCUUGACAAACUGCUGCAGUUCAUGGAGGAGCGUGGAACACCUAUCUCAGCAUGUCCCACCAUCUCCAAGAAUCCUCUCGAUCUCUAUCGGUUGUAUGCUUACGUCAAGGAAAGAGGGGGCUUCAUGGAGGUAUGCAAGGUCACAAAAAACAAAACCUGGAAAGACAUUGCAGGGCUUUUAGGCAUCGGAGCAUCUUCAAGUGCUGCAUAUACACUUCGGAAGCAUUACACGAAAAACCUUUUGGCCUUCGAAUGUCACUUUGACUGUGGAGGUAUAGACCCACAACCAAUUAUAAAUCAAGUGGAAUCUACUUCGAAGAAUAAGAUGACCAAGACAUCAUCAGUUCCAUCUCCAGAAUAUUGUGAUCACAUGCCAUCUGAUGCAAAAGAGUGGACAGAGGAAUUGCAAGUUCUACUCUUCUCUCUUUCAGAAAAGCUUGCAGAAUCUUAUAACUUAUGUACUCAUAUCCUGUUCAUAACAUAUAUUGUGUUAAACUCCUUAAACAAGGCCACAGCUGAAUCCUUUCCCCAUCUGCUCCUCAACACCUCCCCUUUUUUCAGCAAGUUCAUGUUGAUGGUUAAUUUAAUUGUCCUCUUUGACUUGUUGACAGGUCUCUAUGUGCAUGUGCAUGAAUCAGUGAUGAUUCCAAGACAAAACAUUGUUAGUUAUUUUGCUGUGCUAAUGAUUUGGUGUGAAAUUUCUGAAAAAUGCUCAUCAAAUUCACAGGAUUCAUUUCCAGCAGCUGGUUCAAGUGGAGAAAAUAUUUUGAUAUUACAGUUAAGAGACUAUUUCCCAUAUCUUCUGAGGAGUCCAUAUCAAAAUACUAUGUCACAUGUAGAUAUCUGCUUCAGAUUGCUGGAUAAAUAUUUCUCCCCUGCUGAGGUAGACCAGCAAGUUCUGGCAGGAAUUGUUGCUUUUAUAUUUGUUAUUUCAGUAGCUAUGGAGGCCAUGAGAAAACAUACUUUUAAGUUUGAUCUUCCUUCUCUGCUUUUAACUCAGUUGCUUAUUGUGCUGGGUGUGGGGGUGCCGAUGCAAGGUGUGGGGGAUAACAUUAGCGUUUCCAACCCUUUUGACAACGUGGCGACUGGGCAGAGGCCCAAUCCUUACUGCCCUUCUGGAGGCCCCUCUCGUCCCCAAGGAAUUCAGCAAGGCUAUCAAGGCCAGUCCGGGUACUCUCAGUAUCCGGAUCAGUAUCCCCAUAGUCGUGGACAACCAACGAAUAUGGGGCAGGAAUUCAAUCAGCAGUACUCUCCCAGCAGCUCAUAUCCACCUGCUCGGCCUAUGUAUCCUCCCUACGCUUCUGAGACUGAAAGGUUGGCUUCGAGUUCCUCAAAUAAUAGAAAAGAGAAGUACCACAGAUCUCUGAAAGGUAAACAUCCCUUAGUUGGAAACAACGAACCAGAGUGGUUCUUCCUGGAAAAUGUUUAUGUUUGGAGAAAGAAACUGCAGGGGAAUGAAAAAUGUGAACUCCACCACAACACAUUUAAGCUGUGGUUAAAAAAAGUAUUUUAUUUAUGGUGCCGCAACAUGAAUUUUCUAUUGACUCCCACUAGAAAUAAAAAUGUGACAAGCAUUACAUUGCAGACGUGGAUUGAAAAUACCACCACCACCACCACCAUCAGGACCAGGACCAUUCCUCUCCACAAGAUAAGUUAUGACUACAUAUUCUUGGAUACAACAGUUGUGGCAGUCGCCAGGAGAAUAUACUAUAUAGAAUAUGUGCAGAAGUAUACUGAAUGGAAACGUAUGAUUGAUAUGGAACUUUGUCUCAGAAUAAGGAUAUUAUCAGGGGGCCUUCAUUUGAUAGACAGAAUUGUAAAAUUUUUGGGAUUAAAAUACAUAAAGUGUGUUGAUAAGGCUUACAAUCCAAAGAAGAAUCCAAUGUUGGAUCAAAAAUUUUUUCAUGUUAAACUCUUGCCUUUGUUUUUGCCUCUGAGCAGUAAUCUUGAUAGGUGUAUCUCAGAACAGGGAGCCACUGUAAAGUACAGGCAAACUAGGAAAACAGUCAGUGCCAUUUUGAUGAUGAUUUGUGAAAAUGAUGAAAUUGUCUGGUAUUUUGAGUCUGUAACUUACCAAGUUCAGUUGCUGAUCAACCCUGUGUUCACUAUGUUGUUUGUGACACCUUUUAGUUACAGAUUAUCAUGCCUGCAACCUUCGACCUUGCUCAAAGAACUUCUUGCAAUUUCUGCCAUCUCUCUCAUGUGUCUGUUAACAAACAUUUUAAAUCAUUUUGUGGAUGUUAUAUUUAUGAUUUUAGCAUCUAGAGAGCUCCACAACUCAGACAACAUACCACAAGAAAGUGUCUCUCUAUGGGGAUUUACACCUCUGUUGUCUGAUUACUUUGUUACACUCUAUAAAAUCAAGAUAAAAAGUACUAGCAGCACUGAUCAUAAAAAGUCCCGUUUUACAUACAACAGGCGUUUCCUUCUGCUUGGAAUUAUUUCAGCUCUUUUUCGGUUUUUGUUUGAUAGUGCUUUGCGGAAACUUGCUGUUUACCGUACAAGUAACAACUGGUGUUACAUCUUUAUUUGUACAGAAACAUUGAAGCUGCUGGCACAAUAUAAAAGGAAGAACAUACAGAGUGAAUAUGAAUGUGUAAAGUUUCACCUGCAACUGAUGAUAUCUGUAUCUUAUCACAUGAUAAUUAAAACACAAAACAGUGUCAAGGUUUUUCUCCUUUUUAUGAGUUAUGGACAAGGUAGAGGGACGCAGCAGUCGGCUGGUGGUCAAGAUCCCUUUGGACACAACCGGUACGGGGGGCCCAGACAGCCACCUGGCUAUCCUUCACGUACUGGCUAUCCUGCUCCACCUAUGGGACCACCAGCACAGCAACCCACAGGGUAUCCACCACAGCAAGACUAUUACCGUCAAGAUCCGGUAAUUAUAGUCAUUUGUAUAAAAGUAAAUCAUACUUCUUCAUUAAAAUGUGAAAGAAAUAACAAUGCUGAUAUUCAUUUACAUUUUCUGGAUCAAUGCGAUCCUGUAUUGCAGUUACUGAAAAUUUUUAACUUCCAAACAGUCUUACCGCAAGUUCAACAUCCCACAAUUUUUCAGAUCUCUAAAAGGUUUACUGCAAUAUACUGCACAGUGCAUAACAAUAUAGUACAGCUGCUUCCCUUUGAAGUUCACUCAUUUGAGAUUUUCCAGCCCCUUUCAGAUGUAAUGGUAAUACUGGCAGGUUUCUUUAACAUUUUACGGAACAAAGUUGAAUGGUACAAAGAGAGCAAAUCAAAAGAAGGUUGUAGAGGAGCAGUGAUGAUGUCUACCAAAAUGCUGACUUUGCCUGUGGCAUUCCAAAACUCUGAGCACACCCAUUACUUAUUCAAGACUCUUACAAAUAAAUUGUCGGAUGGACUGUUGGCAGAAGAUUUUAAAAUUGGAGAGAAAAUAAGACAUAAGCUCUUUGAAAGUCACACAUUUACAUUAUCAUUACAGGCAACAAAUUCUCCUCCUCCCCAUCCCCCACAGACACACACACACACUGCCACUGCCCCCUCUGGGCAUUCACUGAUAGUUUUCCGUUAUUUGAAUAAACAGUGUAAUGUACUCUGCCUUAAGGAGGACAAUAUGCCUGCAACACUUCCACCCUCAAGAUUAAUAAUACAGUAUUCUCAGUUGAAACCAACAAUAUUAUUAUCUCGUAGAUAUGAGAUCACAUUCUCACUGAUACAAAAAUGUUAUGAUUCUGAUGUACUGCUUCUAAUAAGGGGAAAGUGUGAAAACGUACAGCACAAUUGCAGGUCAUUACCAGGAAUAAUUAGUGCAGUUAACAGCAAGGAGCUUGUGAACAUUACAAUUGAAAGUAAAUACUGCCAACAGGUAUAUUCUGGUCAACAAGCAGCUACUGCAACUGGCCCAGGUGGUCAGAUGUAUCCUGGAAGCCCUCAUAGUAAAUCAAUGCCACCUCCAGCUCCACAGACCCCUAGAAGGCAUCCAGAUUUUGCAAAAGACCCACAGCAGUCUCCCUAUCCACCAUAUAGUCAACAAAGGCCUUCUAUAUACGGCUGGAGUAGUGGUAACACUCAGUAUCGGGCACAGUACCCUCCACAAGGACCUGUUCCACAAGGGCCUCCACAGUGGAACCAAAAUGCUCAACGAGCUGGUGGUCCUGAGCCUGGUCAGCCAGCUAACAGCCAGUGGGACCAGCACCGCUACCAAGCUAGUGGACAGUCACCGUAUCAGCCUCCACAACAGCAGCAGUGGGUUCCAAGUAUGCAGACUCCUGGUAUUAAUCAAAACUCACUCCUAAGGCCACCGAUGGUUAGCCCACGUGCUCCAUUCCGACCGGAAGGAAAGCCGUAUUCGAUGCAGCAACUACCGGGUUCAAAGGCGCAGCCACCUGGGAUGAAUAAUGCGCAGGUCUACCAACAACAGAGUGCCCCAAAGCGAGAGAUCGUUUUCCCUCCAGAAAGUGUGGAAGCAAUAUUGCCUGUUUUGUAUAAACGCAAGCGAAUGACACGAGGGGAUGUAGCACCUGUAGAAGCAUGGAGGCUUAUGAUGAGUCUGCGCUCUGGCCUACUGGCAGAGAGUGCUUGGGCUCUGGAUAUUCUCAACAUCCUUUUGUUUGAUGAUAGCACAGUUGCAUAUUUUGGACUAGCCCACAUGCCAGGACUACUUGAUGUGCUGUUGGAGCAUUUCAGACGCAGUUUAGCUGACAUGUUUGACUCGCCUCUUCCAGAUUCUGGGAAGAAGUGGUUCCAGGCACCAAAGGUGGAAACACCGGAAGUGGACCUAGGGCAAGUUAGAGUGCCAGUUGAUCCUGCAGAUCACAUCACAUUAAUGAAAUCGACACCAAAUUAUACUCUUGUGACUAGAAACGGUGAGGUAGUUCGAAUUGUGAACAGAGAUAAUGAGAUUUUUGUUGUGGAUAAUCGGAAGAGCUGGGACAUUGAAGGUGACUUGGCAGAAAACUAUGAUGUGGUUCAAGACCCGUGGCAGUUGACCUCUUCAGACAUCAGUUCGACGAAGUACAUUGUGUCAUGUUUCCAAGGAGAGUUCGGUAAUGUUCCAUUUGUGAGACUGCUCGAUGACAGUAAAACUGUAGGUGCCGAAGAGGAAGAAGAUUGUCGGACAAAAGUAAGUGAAGAAGAAUCGUAUCCCAUUGAAAACUUGAGUGUAACUCCUCCUAUAGUGCUAAAAAUGGAAUGUAGUGAUGACAACGGUGUUACUGAUAGUUUGAGCAGUGCAUCUAAUGUGAUACUUAAUGAGGAACAUUUGAGUAAAGACAGCUCCUUCGUUGAUGUGCAGGAUAGUGAUGAAGUGAAACGGACUAAAACUAUUUUGAGUGAUGUGUUUUCGCGGAUAAAAACGGAAAAUAAAGAAGAAAAUUCAUUGCUGCCUGAACACUGUGUAGACCCCUUAGAGCCUCCUAAAGAAACUGUAGAAGUGAAAAAGGAAGCAAACUGUGUCGAAAGUGAGAGCAGUAGUAAUUAUGAAAGGGAGUUGCCGCAUUCUCCAAAUGUACCAAAGGAUAUUGAAACAAAGAGGGAUAAUGCUGUAUCAGAAACUAGUGACACAAAUAAUUUUAGCAGCAGUAACAUAAAAACAGAACAUACAAACAAUGACAAUAGUUCUAAUAGCAAUGAGAGUAGUAUAUUCAACAUAAGGAAAGGUGAUAACUGUAACAGCACAACACCGAAUGAAUCCAGUUGCGAUUAUAAGAUCAAAGAAGGUGUUGAAAGUGAAAUUAUUGCCAGUGAAGAAAACAGUGAAGAAAACAGGGGCGGCAUACAAAUAAGGGAUCCUGCGGGAACGUUGAAAAGAAGACGUAUGUCAGAUUAUGAAGACGAAUGUUACACGAGAGAUGAAGCGAGCCUUUACCUUGUUACUGAUACACAGGAUGCAAAGGCAAGGCGUUGUGUUUGUCUUUCAACUAUUUUGAGGAAUCUGACAUUUGUCCCGGGCAAUGAAGCAGAGUUUGCCAAAAAUGUUACAUUCCUUGAUUUGUUGGGGAAGCUUUUACUCUUACACCACGAACAUCCUCCUCGUGCACAGAAACAGCGCAAUUAUGACCGUGAAGAAGAUGCUGACUUUGCAGAUUCUUGUAGCAGUUUACAAGGUGAGGCGGAAUGGUGGUGGGACUUCUUGCACCAUGUGCGCGAAAAUGUGUUGGUGACAGCGGCUAAUAUUGCCGGUCAUAUGGACCUCGGUCAACAUCCUGAGGAAGUGUCGCGGCCCGUAAUUGAUGGACUUCUUCACUGGGCAGUUUGUCCAGCUGCUCAUGGUCAGGACCCAUUUCCCGGAUCUUCAGGCUCGUUGUCACCCCAGCGCCUCGCACUGGAAGCUCUGUGCAAAUUGUGCGUAACGGACUCUAAUGUAGAUCUGGUUGUAGCUACGCCACCCUACUCCCGUUUGGAACGUCUGUGUGCUGUGCUGACACGACUUCUGUGCUGGUCAGAAGAGCAAGUGCUACGAGAGUUUGCAGUGAAUAUGCUGCACUACCUGGCCGCUGCGGACAGUGGUGUGGCACGUACUGUUGCACUGCAGAGCCCGUGUGUGUCCUUGCUAGUAGCAUUCAUCGAGCAGGCGGAAGCUACUGCAUUAGGGGUAGCCUAUCAGCACGGUAUCGGUGCACUUAUAGACAAUCCAGAUGCUAUGGGAACCAGUCUGGAUAUGCUGAGGCGUGCGGCUGGUACAUUACUUCAUCUGGCACGACAUCCUGAAAACCGGCCGCUCUUCCUGCAGCAAGAACAGCGUCUGUUAUCCCUCGUCAUGAGCCAGAUCCUCGAUCAGCAAGUGGCAGCUGUAAUCUCCAGUGUUCUUUUCCAGUGCUCAUGGCCCUCUUCGUAGCAUGCACAGCAGUUGUAGACAACUAAGUGGUGAAACUGGCACGGAUGUUUCCUUCUCUUGUGAUUUUUGCUGGAACAUAUUGUGAGAGAUGACUUUUAAGUCUGAAUGUAAUGAGGACUGAGUUUCCGGUUCGUCAGUCCUUUAUUCCUUUCUUUUA